CAGGAGCAGCUGGUAAGACCGAGAGCAAAGGGCCAGUGCUCCAUCCACUCUGAGAAUUCAAUGAAGUGAGCCCGGGCUUACUGCGCUCACUUCACUGUCAGGACACGCCGUGGCGUGACCGGAUUUAGUCUUAACUCAUUAACGGUUCUCCAUCGACUAAUUUCCCCCCUCCGGCAACCGGUGGAGGGAGUGAGGGAGGGCGGGAGUUCUCUGCAGGAGCUGCCGGCAGGAUUUCCGCGCAACUUGCCCACAGCGAGCCGCCGGCAGCGUUUGGACAGGGAAGUUGCUUGUUUGGAAUCCGCGCGCAGCGUCCAGCCUGAACUCCCGCAGAUAUGCAGAUAUUCAGCGCGAUGUUAAUCCGAGCAGGCGCCCUCUUCAUGCGUGGAAAAUGACUCCGACCGUCGGUGAUCUUCUUUCCACGAUGGUGAGGAGAUGCCCCGUCACUUUCAAGCCAUUCAGGAUCUUUGUAGUGGGUGUUGGCUUCUUCAGUCUGUGCUUUCUAAUGACUUCUUUUGGGGGCCGCUUCUCAGCCAAGCGACCCGGAGACUCCCCCUUCACCGUGAGGGCAGAAGUUCUGGGAGGACAGGAGUCCCGCGGCGUGCUGAGAAAAAUCAGUGACACCCUGGAGGUGAUCAUGAAAAGAAUGGACGCUCUGUCUAAACUGGGAAACGCCACAGACAACCACCGGCUGGAAGAACUGAGCUCAGCUCUGGACAGGAUUCAGCCUGUUGGAUUGGUGGAGCGGAUCCAGGCCAUAGCUCAGAACAUGUCUGAUAUGGCAGUGCGGGUGGAGCAGAUCCUGCAGCGCAGCAUUGCCACCAACAGAGCCAAAGAUGGGGCUUUUGGACAAUGUGAGAUUCCCAAGGAUCCCCGUUACCCAGACUGCACCAGCAAGAUGGAUUGGAUGCGUGCUCGCUGGACCUCAGACCCUUGCUAUGCAUUUUACGGUGUCGAUGGCUCAGAUUGCUCUUUUCUCAUCUAUCUGAGUGAGGUGGAGUGGUUCUGCCCCCCACUGGUCUGGAGGAAUCAGACCACGACACCCACCGUGAAGCCUCUCGCCAGGAAACAGGCUGUUUUCCAGUCUGACAUCGGCGCCCUUCUGGAGCAGGUCGGCACCGGGAAGGAGUCCCUGAGCUUCAUGAAGAGACGCAUCCGCAGACUGGCAGCGCAGUGGGUUUCUGCAGCUCGACGGCUGGAUGAAAAGCUGCGCAACCGCUGGAGGGACAAAAAAAAAAUUCUAGUCCAUAUCGGCUUUUUGACAGAGGAGUCUGGAGACGUGUUCAGUCCCAAAGUCCUGAAGGGAGGUCCUUUAGGUGAGAUGGUGCAGUGGGCCGACAUUGUCACAGCUCUACACGUUCUUGGACAUAACGUCAAGAUCUCAGUUUCUCUGAAGGAGCUGCAUGGGUUUUUAGGUGUUCCCCCUGGUCGAGGUAGCUGCCCCCUCACCGGAGCUUUGCCCUUUGACCUCAUCUACACCGAUUACCAUGGCUUGCAGCAAAUGAAGCAACACAUGGGUCUGUCAUUGAGGAAGCACAAGUGCCACAUCCGAGUCAUAGACACCUUCGGCACUGAACCGGCCUACAACCACGAGGAGUACGCCACACUUCACGGCUACAGAACAAACUGGGGAUACUGGAACCUUCACGGGCAGCAGUAUAUGACCAUGUUCCCCCAUACUCCAGACAACUCCUUUAUGGGUUUUGUGGCAGAGGAGUUGAAUGAGACUGAGAGACUGUAUAUUCAAAGGAACAAGGUCAACAACAUGGCUGUUGUGUACGGCAAAGAUGCCAGCAUGUGGAAGCUGCAAGAUAAAGAAAAGUUUCUUGCCGUUCUGAAUCGCUACAUGGAGAUUCACGGGACAGUUUACUAUGAGACACAGCGCCCCCCAGAGGUGCCAGCAUUUGUGAAGAACCACGGGCUGCUGCCUCAGCAGGAGCUCCAGCAGCUCCUCCGAAAAGCGAAGGUAUUCAUCGGAUUUGGCUUCCCCUAUGAAGGUCCCGCCCCGUUGGAGGCAAUCGCGAACGGCUGCAUUUUUCUGCAGCCCAAGUUCAAGCCGGCCCGCAGCUCGCUCAAUAACGAAUUCUUUAGAGGGAAGCCCACUUCCAGGAAGGUUUCCUCCCAGCAUCCGUAUGCAGAGCAAUACAUUGGCAAGCCACACGUCAUCACCAUCGACUUCAAUAACUCGGCAGAGUUUGAUGCAGCCAUCCAUGACAUCAUGAAGAUCAAUGUAGAGCCCUUCCUUCCUUAUGAGUACACCUGUGAGGGAAUGCUUGAACGACUACACGCCUACAUUCAAAAUCAGGAUUUUUGUUCCCCUGAGGUUCCGUUUCCUCCGGUAAACUCUUCUGAGGCUUUGCUCGAAAGAUUUUUCAUCCGGGAGCCAAACUCCAGAAUCCUUAGCUGGGCCUCCAGCAUCAUCUCCUUCCCAUCGUGGCCUCCUCUCACUGCACUGCGGCUCCUGACAUCACUGCAAGGCCAGUCAUGUGUGGAAGCAUGUCAGAGCAAAGGCCUGACCUGUGAACCUGCCUUUUACCGCUUCAUCAACAUUAAGGAGGCCUUUAAAGCGCUGGGUUUCCAGUGUGAAGUAGUGGAGUCGGAGAUGAACCACCUCUUCCCUGCCUUCUCAACGGAGCAUGGGGAAUGUUCCCUGCAAGUGGAUCCACUUCUGUUCAGCUGCGCUGGUUCUAGUGCCAAACACCAGCGCCUUUGCCCCUGCAGGGACCACCGGGAUGGACAGGUGGCGCUAUGCAAGGAGUGCCUAUGACCAGAGGGGAGCCCAGUAGAGAGAGACAGUUUUGCAUUAGUUGUACAAAACCAAAUUGACCACCUUUAUCAAGAACUCUGCAGUAUGAAACUGUAAUACCUAAACACGGAUUGGAUAAAUUUACCUCAGACCCAGAAGUGGCUGCAAGUGAAGGGUAAGUUAUAAAUAAUCUCAGGGAACUGCAUGAUUGUACUCUGAAUCUAAUGGGUUUGAAACUUCUGUUUACAAUUUCCCAUGACUGCAAAAGGAAAGAAUAUUACAUGUGAUUAUUUUUAAAUUCAUAGUUGUGUGAAUAAAAGCUGUCAUCGUGGAGUUUGAAUAUUUGUAUUUGAUGCACCCAAAGCCAUGUACACAAAAGUGAAGAUGUGGUAUUUUACAUUUUCUGUGAUGAAUAUAUUUAUGUCAGUAAAUAUAUUUAAUAAAACAAGACGAAACAGUG
Messenger RNA from Oryzias latipes (Japanese medaka), 3203 nucleotides. RefSeq names its product alpha-1,6-mannosylglycoprotein 6-beta-N-acetylglucosaminyltransferase B (gene mgat5b). Gene Ontology annotation, biological process: protein N-linked glycosylation. NCBI's taxonomy places the organism in Eukaryota, Metazoa, Chordata, Actinopteri, Beloniformes, Adrianichthyidae. The record is from RefSeq and is a predicted model, not a curated record. Gene Ontology annotation, cellular component: Golgi apparatus. Gene Ontology annotation, molecular function: alpha-1,6-mannosylglycoprotein 6-beta-N-acetylglucosaminyltransferase activity.